Messenger RNA from Toxorhynchites rutilus septentrionalis, 4173 nucleotides. It is a transcript of the gene Cep135, whose product is annotated as centrosomal protein of 135 kDa. Lineage: Eukaryota; Metazoa; Arthropoda; Insecta; Diptera; Culicidae. Bases 149 to 3058 code for a protein of 969 amino acids. The record is from RefSeq and is a predicted model, not a curated record. The transcript has 17 exons.
AUGGAUGAUUUGAGUAGAAAGUUGAUAGAAGAGCAAGGCAAUGCUGCUCGAUGCGAGGCACUGGCGAACGAAUACAGUGUUCAGAUACAAGAGUUGAGACGAAUGGUUACAGACGAUCGAUUCGCACAGCUACAAUCCAGAGAGGAAGAUGAUUAUAAUAGAAAAAACUGGGAAUAUAAUUUCAAAGCAAAGUGAAUCGAAGCUUAAUACAUCCCAAAUUGAUGUUGGUUUGAAACAUCAACGAAAAACUUUAACCAACAAUCGCGAAACGCUAUCUGUUCCCGAGAACGCUAGGAUACAUAGCCCAAGUAGUGAUUAUGAGUCGAACAAUAUCAGCCUACCAGUGAAAUCACAAAAAGCAGUAACAAAUGUAUCAGCAAUUCCACCUACGGUUGAGUCCAAACUGUCGAAUGAAAACAUUCAAAAUGCUCUAUCUGAGAAGAAAACAUUUCGUGAUCAACAGCUACAAUCCCGGGAGAACCAUGAUCAUAAUAGAAUUGAAAAAUAUUUGAAGUCUGCGUCCAAUGCAUUGAAGUCUGAAAGUUCGGCUCAGUUGGAAAGUGUCACAAGUGGAAUAAUCAUUUCAAGCAUUUUAUCACCCGAAAGUCCUCUUUUAUCUCCGAUACUAGAAAACACUGGGAGUAGUGUCUCAAAGCGGGGUGAAUCAAAUUGUAAAUCAUCCCAAAGUGAUGUUGGUUUGAGACAUCAUCGAAAAACUUUAACCAACAAUCGCAAAACAUUAUCAGUUCCCGAGCAUGCUGGGAUACAUAGCCCGAGUAGUCGACCGAUGGAAUCCCAGAAAGAAGUGCUAAAGGUAUCAGCAAUUCCAUCUGCGAUUGUGCCCACACAUCCGAGUGAUGAGGACCAAAGUGUUCCUUCUGAGAAGAAAUCAUUUCGUGACCAAGACACACAAUCUAAGGAAGAUGCACCUAUUGGUUGGAAAGUUAUUCCUUACAGAAAGUCACACAAAACAAACAUUAGGAAUACAUCUGAAGAAAAGAACAAAUCUAGGAGGGGUAAACAAAAUGUCUAUGCCGAUUCGAAAACGAGUGAAGAUUACGAAGAAAAUCCAAAACAUCGACGAUGUCUUCCAAAUCCUUUAAAUCGUACGUCUACCGACCCAACAGAUCUUGUACCUCUAAAAAGAGAACAUUCUGGGAAAAUCCAUAACAGCAAGAACCCAAAACUUUAUACGACGACUGGAACAAACGAUAGGAACCGAAUUGUUCAAAAAAAACAAGCCGAGAACGGUUAUACCGAUUUGAAAAUGAAGAAUCCAAAACGAUAUGAACGAUCCCCUCCAAAAAUAUCAAACUUUCCAUCUCCUAACCAACCAAAUCCUAUGAGUUUGGACAUAGAACGUACUGAGAAAUUUGGCGAGGACAAAGGAACGGUUGAAACACAAAAUAGGAAUACAACUGUUGAAGGAAAACAAUCCGCGAAGGGAAAAUACAGUGUUUACGUCUAUUCGAAAACGAUAGACGAUCUCAAAGAGAAUCCCAAACAUAGAGUGUCAGAUCCCAUAAUUUCAAAUCGACAAUCUGAUCACCGGUCUGACCAUGUGCCCUUGGGAGUGGAAUCUCUUGGAAAAUCUUAUAACGAAGUGAAUUCAUCAAAUCAUAUGCAAUCAUCAAAAGGCCAUUCUAAAUCACAUUCUUCAAACGUGGACUCGAAAAAGGAAGCUACCGCCAUGAGGGUCGAUAAAAGAGAUCCAGCAUCAUUCAAACAGAUCAAUUCGAAAAAUGGUGAAAUCAGAAGCGAAGUAAAGCCAACACCGGUUUUGAACAAAACGCUUUCAAAAAUGUGUACUGGGUCGUAUGAUAAAAGACGUAGAAACGAAACCACAAUACUGAAAAAUGUUGAGAAAGAAGCGAUAUCUCAACCAAAUGUUGACCAUGCAGGGAAGAAUUCCACUGUGUCAACGCCAGCCGAUUCUCUGGAAAACUACACGCCGAGUGGCAGAUUGAUUGAUUCGGUGUUACGUGGGCGCAGUAGUAUCUCUUUGGAGCGUCGAAUAAUACAUUCUGUAACCAACGCAACAGAUAAGAACGAUGUGCAAUCUUUGGAAAUCACUCCCGUAUUUUUUAGAGGUCGUCCAUUAUCAUCAUCUGAAUCGGUAGAUUUAGACUCCGGUGAAGAAAUAUCGAAUUCAACCCGAGUCAACUUCGGUGACUCAGGAUAUGAGAAGUUCAAAAGAACCCUUCGUAGAGGAGUGCGUUCUUCGGCGAAUACGUUUCAGAACGUUAGUGCUAUAGAAGUAAACUCCAUAUCAGUUCCUCCACUUCCGGAAUCUAUUGGAGUUAUUUCAUCGAAUGAUGCCGCGAGCAGUGUUGAGAACAAAAAAGUUGCGGUUAGCGAGAAUGUCGUGCAAGCUGUCGUGAAGCAGCCGGAACAAACGAGUAACCGGGCCGACAGCGAUAAAAUGGAUGGAAAGAGUUCAACAGUCGUCAUUUAUAAAAAUUCACUGGGCGAAAAGUUAAUUUUGGCGAGCGACCAGAGGGAGGACAGUGAUUACGAUUACAUGACUGCAUGGGACACCAGUGACAUAAUGGUUAUCGACGAUUUGCGUCAAUUUAAAACACCAAUUAGGACAUCGAAAGCGAGAAAUGGAAACCUAUCCUCUCCGUUAGUGAUUGAAAGAGACGGUGGUGGUGGCAGUGGGAUCUCUGCCACUACGACCGCCAGCAGUAAUUGCGAGCAAAGGAAGUGGGGAGAGAUCCUACAGCAUCACCGAAGCAGGCGGCAGCAAAACGCAAAGCAUCCUUUGCCCCUAUCGGGAACAACUAACGACGGGAUAACGACGAUAAAUUAUGGAAUACUUGAAGCGAGAGGACGAAGAAGGAAUGCUAGUGCUAGUAAGUCAGUUGAAGCGAAUGAUAGUGGCGAAAAGCCUGCUCCUCGAUUCUAUGGGGCUGGAACGUCUGGCAGGAGCGUUGGUGGAAAUGCCGCUAUUCAGAAAGCAACGCCCGCGUGUGAUCCAAAGAAGUACGUGCUUAACUUUAGGAUUAAGGUACCAACAGAGGAAAAGAGGCAGCCGAAUAUUGGUCCCAGGAAGUAACUGUAGAUUUCCAUUCUGGUAGAUUUAUUUUAGAAUACUUGUAUUUGUUAGUUCGUUAUUUGAAUUCUUUAUUUUGUUGGGAAUAUAUAAUGGAAGUGAAGGUUAUACAAGACCAGCAAAUAGACUUUGAGAAACCACAAUUGACAUGUCAACAUUGAACUAUUGCCGUGAAAUAUUUCUUUGCGAUGAAUAUUUCAACAUUUUGUGUCGAAAAGUGUUCCCGUGGCCGAGUGGUUACCGUGCCACACUAUCAUGCCGGGGGUUCGGGUUCGAUUCCCGUUCUAGCUGGGAGAUUUUUCGUCAAAGGAAAUUCUACCGGCUUGCACUGUGGUCACGCGUAUUUUAAAGCUUGCCACUCCAAAGUACAUUAUGCGUGUUAUUCAGCAUAGAGAUCUCAACCAAGUACUAUGUACUAAUAAAAAUGACGUGAUGCUACGUUGAGAAGGCAAAAGUUCCACUGGAACGUUAGAAGUGUCGAAAAUCGAAGAUGGAAUUCGUGUUUGGUCGAUGUUCAGUCAGACCGGACAAUGUAACAUGGAAAGGAAAAAAAUGUUCAUGAUAGCAAAAAAUCAAACUACUUUUAUCAGAUCACACUAAUGUUGCAGAUAGCCAUGUUUAAGACAUAAAUUUAUUUUGAAUGAUCAGCAGAAGCAGUAUGCAGUGAGAGUGGACCAAGUGCAUACGAAAAUGGAAGGGAUUUCAAAUGAAAUAUUCCCCUUUAUUCUGCGCGGCGAAUGAGGUGAGAUGGCAGAGUUUCUCGCUUUAUUCUGGAAGCCACCCUACUUUUUAGCUCCUAUUUGAUACCGUUUGAUAGUCGAUAACAUAUGAAGACACGACUUCAAAUCUUACCUAGUGACAAACUAUAGUCACCCCGUUCGCUUCCGGGAACAUCGUGACUUGAGCAAUCUUACGUCAUUCGCCGCGUAGAAUAGGGGGGAUUGAAUUUCUCCACAUCAGAGGAUACUUCUCUUUUGAACACGUACUCAUAUUGAAACACAAUGCUUACGCUUUUCGGAUAAAUCAUAGUUAUUGAAAAGUUGAUCGAAUAUAUUAUUAUAUCUUGUUCAGACAGAGUGGACCAAGUACCAGAGAGUAAAAAAUUGUUAUUAUUACAC